Staurois parvus is the source of this 1636-nucleotide messenger RNA. NCBI's taxonomy places the organism in Eukaryota, Metazoa, Chordata, Amphibia, Anura, Ranidae. The record is from the annotation of a GenBank genome assembly.
AUGGAUUCAGACCUCAGCCCACAAGACCGGAAGGACUUGGACAAGUUUGUCAAAUUUUUUGCCUUGAAGACUGUCCAGGUGAUUGUCCAGGCUCGCCUUGGGGACAAGAUAUGUACCCGCUCUUCCUCCUCUCCAACCGGUUCAGACUGGUUCAACUUGGCAAUCAAGGACAUCCCUGAGGUUACCCAGGAAGCCAAGAAAGCCCUGUCUGGUCAGCUACCUGCCGUAGGACGCUCAAUGUGUGUCGAAAUUUCUUUAAAGACCUCAGAGGGUGAUUCCAUGGAACUUGAAGUGUGGUGUCUGGAAAUGAAUGAAAAAUGUGAUCGAGAUAUAAAGGUCUCCUAUACUGUGUAUAACCGGCUGUCGCUGCUACUGAAAUCCUUACUGGCAGUCACCAGGGUAACACCAGCCUACAGGCUGUCCAGGAAGCAGGGGCAUGAAUAUGUCAUUCUCUACAGGAUAUAUUUUGGAGAUGUUCAGCUUUUGGGUCUUAAAGAAGGUUUCCAGGCGGUACGUGUUGGAACAGUGGGGACCCCUAUAGGGACACUUACCCUGACCUGUGCCUACAGAACUAAUCUGGCUUUUAUGUCUACACGGCAGUUUGAGAGGACUCAACCCAUCAUGGGGAUUAUUAUUGAUCACUUUGUUGACCGACCUUUCCCCAGCACCUCACACUUGCAUCCCUGCAACUACAGGGGGUCUGAGGAGCAGGGCACCGUAUACCCAUCUGUGGAAGAUUCCCAGGAUGUCUGCACCACGUCCUUUUCUACUUCCCCACCAUCGCAGUGUGUGUUUACUUUCAGCAAGGCACAGGGUCAGACCGCUAAUACUGUGGUGACAGACUCUCACAGGGUCCUGACAAUGGGACUGGCCUUCUCACACCAACUGUACAGCUCUCGCCUUUCCUAUCAGCCGACUGUCCUUGGAGCUGGAUCCUCUGAGCCGUGCUACCCAGUGGCCUUAGCUGCUGGAGUGAGCGCUACCCUUCCACACCAGAUGAUGGUACCAGGAAAAAGAGGGCGGAUUGCCCAACAUCACUGCCCAGCCUGCACAUGGCACUCAAGCUGAACAUGAUCGGGUUCUUCUGACCUCACCAUCUAAUGUAAGAGGCCCCACGUCCAGCAGUGAGGAAGCUGACACCCCAUCAGGAAGCAACACUGCUGGCCAAAGCGGCUCGCCAAACAAAACCCCUCACAUCCUCUUCACCCGCAAAGUAGGGGCCUUUGUGGACAAGCCCUCCCCGCAGGUCACCUAUGCCAGCACCGAUAUUCCUUUUGCUGUGUUUGCACCCAAGCUUGCAGAGCUUGAGGAGAAUGACCCCAUGGUGUUGUGCCCCGACAGUCCCGAGGAGGUGUCACCAGAUGCGCGGAGCUUGCAGAGUUCCUGCUCCAGCAGUGAGGUGCCUCAGGAUGACUUUGUGAUGGUGGAUUUUCGACCCGCCUUCUCCAAAGAUGAUCUGCCCAUGGAUGUUGGGACUUUCUACCGGGAGUUUCAGAACCCGCCGCAGCUGAGUAGCCUCUCCAUAGACAUCGCUGUGCAGUCAAUGGCAGAAGAUCUGGAUUCCUUGCCAGAGAAGUUGGCAAUGCAUGAAAAGAACAUGGAAGAGUUUGAUGCUUUUGUUGAAUCUUUACAGUAG